UUUCAACAUGUCAUACUGUAUUGUAUAAUUUUGUGGAUCUCUUGGCCUUAAAAAUAAUGGUAUGGAUCGAAUCACCAAUGGAAAAAAGGUACAUGCCACACAAAUGAAGACAUGGAUUGACUUGGUCAUAAUGGUAACCAAGUUACGUUUUGCAGAAAAAAAAGACGUGAUGAAACAGCAAACAAUUUGAAAAUCUGAAAUAAGACAGCGCGAAGCGCCAUCUAUCUCUAAAUUCGACCACUGCGAAACAGUGAAUUGCAGCCAA
Messenger RNA from Acanthoscelides obtectus, 265 nucleotides. The record is from the annotation of a GenBank genome assembly. Lineage: Eukaryota; Metazoa; Arthropoda; Insecta; Coleoptera; Chrysomelidae.